Messenger RNA from Bolinopsis microptera, 2014 nucleotides. Its product is annotated as PAN2-PAN3 deadenylation complex catalytic subunit Pan2-like. The transcript has 13 exons. The record is from RefSeq and is a predicted model, not a curated record. The annotation marks the transcript as partial. Gene Ontology annotation, cellular component: PAN complex; P-body. Gene Ontology annotation, biological process: nuclear-transcribed mRNA poly(A) tail shortening. Lineage: Eukaryota; Metazoa; Ctenophora; Tentaculata; Lobata; Bolinopsidae. Gene Ontology annotation, molecular function: protein binding; poly(A)-specific ribonuclease activity.
CCACCGGGCAAUGUGACCCUAACAGGACACCCCACUUCACAACGCGUACCAGAAGAGAACCACCCCUAGCUCGCACGCGACAACAUGACGUGAUAGAUGAGCGAGCGACUGUUUGGGUUCACGCGCAGUGAGCUGGUCGAGCACCACGGCUGGGUUUCUGACGUCGUCUUCGACAACCAGCAGGAGUUAGUAUGGGUAGCAGGACAGAAAGGUUAUGUGACCAGCUACUAUUCGUGUGGCUUACAACUCUACACUAAGUUCUUUGCUAAUGACGAGGUUGUUCAGCUGAUGCCUGUCCAGGCUGGCAUACUCAGCUUGUCCUCCAACAGGCUCAACCUACACACACGACAGGGGUUGUCCCAGCACUCGUUCACCUCUCCCAACAUGACCAAGAUGUGCUGCAUGUGCACGAACUCUAACUCUAACGAUGUUCUGAUUGGUGGCCACACUAAACACGUGACUAAGUACGAUCUGGGUAAACAGAAAGUGGUUAACGAGAUCGUGCUGGGAGAUGCUGGGUGUGUCAUCAUCAGAGAGACCACCAGUCUUUGUUGUUUUGGUUGUCCUGAUGGAGAUAUAGCCCUGUACGAUAAGAACACCUACAAGAAAGCCAGCAACAUCCCCGCACAUUCGGGCACCAUCUCCGACUUUGACAUCUGCGACAAUCUCCUUGUAUCCUGUGGGUUUGCGUCGCGCGGGAACGACAUGUCCGUGAAGCGCUCACUGCUUGUGUACGAUCUGCGCAUGAUGCGCAGCCUCAACGCAGUGCACUGCUCAAUAGAUCCGGUUCAGCUGAGGUUCAUGCCCAUGUACCACUCACAGGUCCUGAUCGCAUCACAGUCCGGGCAGUUCCAACAGCUGGAAGUAACAGCAACCCUUCCUCAGAACAAGUAUUUGUUUGAGGUGGAUUUAGCGGGUAGUUACUGUAAUGCCAUCGACCUUUCCUCCACAUCUAAAGCUCUAGCAAUCGGAGACUCAUCAGGAGUGUUACACUUACUAGCGUCUCAAGAAGGAACAGCUUUUAACUCCUUCUCACAACCCACAUACUUCCCUACAGAAAACAUGCUCAACUUCCCCAAAGUCAAUAUAGACGACUACAAUUUCCCGCUGGCAACUGUCCCGAUGCCUCACGCAACAGAGAGACUAUUGAGCGAAUGGCCCCCAGAGUUCAACAGAACCGGAGAUCGAAGGACAAAACCCAUUGACCCUGAGAUACUCCGCAAUAUGAAGAUGGUUGGGUUUGUCGGUGGCUACUCACCCAAUCCGCAUAACAUGUACAAGAACACUAUACCAUACGAUCUAAACUUACAGCGGGUUGAAGAGCUGAAGAAGAGAGAGGAAGUUGUCACCAAUAUACCCAGGGUUUAUCAGAGAAUAGACGUAGAUCCCACAUCCCUGACGGACUCAGAACUCCACAAUUACAACAGAACUAAAUUUAGCGUCUUCUACAACAACAAGGGGAAUACUUACAUCUGUACUGUCUUACAGAUGCUGUAUUACCUGGAGCCGAUAGCACUAGCCCUUAAAUCCCACAUCUGCCAGAAUACUGGAUGCUUGGCUUGCGAGCUGGGGGUCCUCUUUUACACGCUUGAUGUCUCUGAUGAUAAGAUCACUGACAUCGACAGUUUUAUUCAGGCGUUUGAGCAGCAGCCAGCAGCGAAGUACCAGGACUGGCAGCUGUACGAACGUCACCACGAGAAGAAGGAUUACUUACAACUGCCCCAGAGUUUACUAACUUUCUUACUCAGACACCUGCACGAGGAGAUACUGAGACCUCCCCAACCUACCAGCGCUAUCUACCUUACUUUCGGCAGCAAGGUAGGACACAGGACAACAUGUGCCACGUGUCAACAGUCUUGGUACAAUAAACCGAGCAUCAACCUCACCUACUCCCUCGAUUAUCCCAGAGAGGCUGGUGUCAAGAUCACAUUCGUUGACUUGUUAAAGAGGACGAUGCAAGCAGAGAACACAACACGACACAUCCUUUGUAACCGUUGUGGCAACUACACACCCU